AUGGGACCCGAGCGCGAAAUGCAAAACCUCGGGAAACCCGCUAGUAGUAUCACGCUGGCGUACGUAUACGGACCAUUUGGUGGCGUGGCCGACUUCCGUGACCUGGGAAUCGGAAACAAUGAGGAACUUCAUCACACAUUACGAGGUUCGGGACUGACCGAAGAUGACCAUAUCUCAAGUUGUGAAACAUUCAACAGAUUUGUUUUAAAGAGCUCUAGAACUCACCGCCUUGACUGGGUACUGUUGGGUCUGAUCAUCUGGGCGACGGCCCGCGGGAACUGUAAUCAAGCAGGCAUAAUCGUGUCGGCUCCAGGUUCGGUGGAGGAGGAGGAGGUGUUGCUGGGGCUUUGGAGACCAACAUGGAUAGGUGUGAAUGUUUGCGCAAACUUGUGCUUGAGACGAGCGAUGAUCCAUAAUGUAUCGGCUCACGACGCUAAGGACACGCAGUUGACGAUUACUCCGACUCACAGUAAUGUACAACACGAAGUGUCCCUCAAAAUAGGACUACCGAGUGGAAAUGUGCGGGACAAAGAUACAAGCAAAGAACGCAUGGUGGUCCAGGUUCACCUUCCCCAGAUCCAGGCGGAUGAUAUCCCUCGGCGCCGACGACCUACGAACGUUUGGGAACAAAAGCGGGAGCCUUAACAAUGCAGUAUACCUGUAUCUAAUCGUGACUGCUGAAUCGUAUGAGAUAAUUGAUUUCCCCUGCGCGCGAGCUAGAAGACGAAGCUAACGAUGACGGAUAUUGGAACUGGUCAUAUUUGGGAUCCUGAUACGAAACAGUAUAGCUUCCAGUUGUUCCGUUUAACUUGCUGAUGUUGCGUACUAACCGGUGCAAUCUCCUUUUCUUGUUAUGCUUUUAUUCUUCGCCGUCCCGAAUUGUUUGGAUCAAUUUCAUCCUGAUAAAUUUAGCUUUCAUCUCAUGCCGUCCUCAGAGGUGUACGCCGUAUGAUUUCUCGUGAUAUUAUUCUGAUCCAAGAAACUUCGAUUCACAUUUUGGACGGUAAAUGACCUGUCAGCACCAAAUUUACCACUCGUGUAAACUUCCCAUUGCUCC
Messenger RNA from Suillus discolor, 1057 nucleotides. RefSeq lists its product as uncharacterized. The coding region runs from base 1 to 645 and encodes 214 amino acids. NCBI's taxonomy places the organism in Eukaryota, Fungi, Basidiomycota, Agaricomycetes, Boletales, Suillaceae. The transcript has 8 exons. The record is from RefSeq and is a predicted model, not a curated record.